Caenorhabditis auriculariae is the source of this 6459-nucleotide messenger RNA. The record is from the annotation of a GenBank genome assembly. Lineage: Eukaryota; Metazoa; Nematoda; Chromadorea; Rhabditida; Rhabditidae.
AUGGGACUGUCGGAAAUUUCGGUACGGUGGCUUUUGAAUGUUCUUAGAUUCCAUUUGCCAUUUUUAGAUUGUUCCUCUUGGCGCAGGUCAAGAUGUCGGGCGAUCAUGUAUACUUGUUUCGAUUGGAUCAAAAAAUGUGAUGCUCGACUGCGGGAUGCAUAUGGGGUUUCAGGACGAACGUCGGUUUCCAGAUUUUUCGUGAGUAUCGCACCCUAAAACAUCGUCAACCCGUAAUCUAUCAGAUUUAUAUCUGGAAAAAGCCGCUUGACAGAUUUUCUCGAUUGUGUCAUUAUCUCUCACUUUCAUUUGGACCACUGUGGGUCUCUACCACACAUGAGCGAAAUCGUCGGCUACGAUGGUCCCAUAUAUAUGACUUAUCCAACAAAGGCAAUCGUCCCCGUUCUACUAGUAAGAAAAAUAAAACCAAGCAUGGUGUUGACAUUUAUUAUUUAGGAAGACUAUCGGAAAGUUCAAACUGAAUUCAAAGGGGAGACGGAUUUUUUCACUUCAGAAAACAUCAAAAGCUGUAUGAAGAAGGUCGGCUACUGUUUCUUUCCCCAUUUCUGAAGUUUUCAAGAUGCAAACAUACAUAGGCAAGUAUAGAACUCAAUUUUUUUAGGGCGAAUUGUUAGCUUACAAAAAUUGACCAAAACACCGAGUAAAAAUUAUUUUUAAGCUCCGGGAGAUAGUGUUGGCAAUAAAAAACAACCUUUACUUUAACUUCGAAGUACCUGGGAGGAAGGGUUGGCGACCUACAAAAAGGUCUACCCAUGUAUGGAUGCAAAUGUUGCUAAAGUGCGCUGAGAGUGUUUUGAUAAAGUAUUUACACAAUUAUUCAGUCUAUAGAGCACGGCGUUUUAAGAAAAGUUUAGGGGACCCAAUAGGGAUUCGGUUAUUUCAGGGCCAUGAUAGGGAGUAAAAUAGGGGCUCCGGAACAUACCUUGAAUGACCUUAACUAUUCGGGACCCUAGAAGGGGUAAAUUAAAAAUUUUUUUAAGGGACGUUGUUUGAAAGAGUUAACUCUUCAAUUAGAACAAUUGAUUUCGAAAAAUCAAAAAAACAAGGAAUUCCUUCACAUUUUUUUCUGUCGCAACGAAAAAAAGAUUUACCUUGGAUCAGUAACAAACACAAUAAAAAAAUAUAAUUGAAAUAAACAUUUAAAAAAAUUCAACUGAAGCAUUCGAGCAACAAUAAAUUCAAAUCCUCCAGCGCAAAUUUUUCUACCGUAUAUCUAGGUGAAUCAACCUUCCAAAGCCAUUCCGCAUUUUCAAAAUUUAUACAUUUUCUUCCACUACGCAGAACGCCAUGAGAUAAGAGUCUCUGCUGAAUCAUGGAAUAAUAGAAGAGUUGUUUUUGGUUCUUGAAACUGUCGUUGGUCAAGAACGGCACCUAGAGUAUCUCACUCUUCUUGUGAUAAAUGUAGGCGAGUUUGAGUUUUCCGAAAAUAAGUGCUUCCCCGUAUAGGAACGGUACGGCGCUCAGCUUGUCCAGGGCUGGCCAGCGUCGGAUUUAAUCUCAGAUGAGAGCGUUAAUGAAGACCGACCACUCGGAAGGUUGAAAUUAGAUCAAUAAAGUGUGAGGUGUUUCAAAACUUUUGCUGUCAAGUCUUCAAUAAAACCAGAAAACGGAGAGAUAGAUGUCAUCGUGACAUAAAAAGACUGUUGCAUUUUCAAAAGUUACUCGGAGCGCUCCAUGAGACCGGGGCUCUAUUGAAAACCAGUAUCAUAAGAGACAGAAGCUUUUUAUCAAAAUUGGUCAUCAUUUUUAUUAGGCGAUUGCUGUGAAUUUGCACGAGACCAUCGAAGUGGACGAUGAGCUGAGUAUUCGAGCUUUUUAUGCGGGUCACGUUCUCGGAGCUGCCAUGUUUGAGAUUCGCGUUGGAGACCAGAGCGUUUUGUAUACAGGUAAAUUGCUACUGAGGCUAUAUCAUUGAUAAACCGUCGUUAGCUUUGGUUAACUAGCUACCUGGGUUGUUAAAAAUUUUGUCACCCGUUUUUCGCAAUUUCUUUCCUAAUCCAUGUUCCGUAAUCUUCAAAAAGUUUUUUUUUCCUUAACCCGUGUUCCGUUUUCCUUUUAAAAAAAUUUUUCUUCAACUCUUACUUUAAACAUUUUCAUUGAUAAAAAAUUGCGGUGCGUUUUUGCUAUCGUAAGGGAUUUGUAUAGAAACUCAUUUUGCCUAUGUAAUCUGUAGCCAACUAUUUUCUCAAUUUCAAUAUCGAAGUAUUACAGUAUUCAAUCGACAUUGAACGAGUCAGAGCGACUCUUCUUUGUCUCGGGGCUGAUUAGCUAGCCUUUGCGAAAAGCCUUUAAGCUCCUCGACACGUUGAAAUCUAACAAAAUUUACUUAGAUGCUUAUGAAAGUUUGCUAUGAUUUGAGUUGGCUAAAAAUUUCGAAAUCACAGGUUAUUUUUCGUUUAGAAAUUGUUUCACGUUACUCUUAAAAAAAUUUUUCUUUGAUAUAAUUUUUUUUGACAACGUUGGUUUUAUUUUUCAGUUCCUAAUACGAAAAUAUUUCCUCUUCUUUAACCCGUGUUCCGUCUUCCUUUAAAAUGUUUUUGUUUUACUGCUGGCUACCCAGCAUACACAGGACUACCUUGUAGCAAGUUAGUUGAUAAAAAACCACCGAUUAGCCUACUUCAAAAUCUCGAUUGACCUAUGAUGUCGAGUUUGCGCAGUCUUAAUUCAAAAAAAUAGUGUUCAAAAUAAAUAUUUUAGGGGAUUACAACAUGACUCCCGACCGACAUCUUGGCGCGGCUCGUGUAUUGCCCGAUGUGAGGCCUACAGUUUUGAUUUCGGAGUCGACGUAUGCGACCACUAUCCGAGAUUCGAAGAGAGCUCGUGAAAGGGAUUUCCUUCGAAAAGUCCAUGAAAAAGUCAUGGCUGGUGGGAAGGUUUGUACUUAAAUGAUCACUCAACUUUUAUUAUCUGUUUUUCUCGCCGAGCAAUCAGGCUUCAAGUUAUUUUCAUUUCUGGUUUUUUUUUUCAAGGUAGCAUCAGAAAACUAGUUAUUUUUCAUACGAAUAUGGUUUUCACAUUUUCACUCAUCCAAAGUAUAAAAAAAUGACACUGUAAAUUCUCCUAAAGAAUUAUGAAAAUUUAUAUCGACUGAGUCAAAUAUUGACGCGCAUAACCAAAAAAUUACCAUUAUCAGUUUGUAUUAGUGAGACAUGCAUAAACUAGAAAGCUUCGGUACUCAAAGUUCAGCACGUUCACUAGACUGUAAUUUUGAUGAUAUCCAGUUAUCGAGCAGUUUUUCAUGAGAUUAAAUGGAAAAAAUGGAAAUGCCUUCCUUGUUAGUACAUAAACAUCGAAAAUUGGGAAUUUUUUUUUGAUUUUUGCUCGCAACUUUGUCAAAAAAAAAAUAAUAAUGUUGACCUUAAAUUUCAACCAACAAGGCGUCUGCGAAAAGAUAUCAUAAUUACACAUCAGUUCAUAUAUGGCUAUUAUUGGUGUCCAUCUCCAUUCAAAUUACAAACUAUAUCAAAUAGACAGAAACCAACUGAGAGGCAACGGCCUUAAACUCGAACCACCACCAAUCCAUCAUGUUCACUAUAACUUUAUUACGCAACGCGUGUAUAAAUACUGGAACGGCUUAAACAGAGUUAUGGUUUUUUUGAUGAUGAACAAAGAAGAUUUAAAAAGUUGUUUGAAAAAAAUUGGUUUUUGAUAAAGGAAGCUGCAAAUAUCACAAAAAUGAUUCAACUCGUUUAUAGAUUAAUUUUUCUUUUUUUGAUUCUCUUCGAUUUCGACCUAAAAAUAUUUUUUUAGAUUAAAGUGGAACUUUAUCGAAGUGGAGGCAAAUAUAACUUUCAUGGUUCUCUUCCUCCACGCCACAGAUCUGUCUGUGAGCGAAAUAAACAUUUCAUUCAUUCAUUCAUUCAAUUAAGUAAAAUGAUGUUUUUGACGAUGUUAAAUGAUGGUUUGAGCCGAUUCUAAAAAGAAAUUUUAUUUUUUUUUUCGAUUCGAUAAGAACCUUGCAUCUUCGAGGCAGUGACCCGAUAAGUAAGUCCAAAAAGCUCAUUGGGAUCUUCUUCCAAACUUCUUCGAAAUUUCAGUUCAAAAAAUCGUUUUAACGAAGUUACAAAACAAAAAUAUACUCGCCUAUUUUCGCUACUAUCUAUAUAUUUUUGAGCAUUAUGAAUAUUUGGGUUUAUUUUCAGGUCAUCAUCCCUGUGUUUGCAUUAGGAAGGGCUCAGGAGCUUUGCAUUCUACUCGAAUCCUAUUGGGAACGUAUGAAUUUGAACAUUCCGAUUUUUUUCUCACAGGGGCUAGCCGAGCGAGCAAACCAAGUAUUUUGAACCCAUCGCAAAACAGUUGUCUCAUCAAAUUUUGUGCCAGUAUUAUCGUCUCUUCAUCAAUUGGACCAACGAAAACAUCAAAAAAACGUUCGUCGCACGCAACAUGUUCGACUUCAAACAUAUACGUCCCAUGGAAAAAGGGGCUGAAGAUAUGCCUGGUCCGCAAGUGUUGUUUUCUACUCCAGGUUUCUAGUUAUCUGUGAUUUUUUUUUCGCACUGUCUCUUUUUAAGGCAUGCUCCAUGGUGGACAGUCGCUGAAAGUCUUCAAAAAGUGGUGUUCUGAUGCCAACAACAUGAUUAUCAUGCCCGGUGAGAGGGAUCACCUAUGAUAAUCGAAGAAAAAAAAAUUGUAUUUAAAGGUUACUGUGUGGCUGGUACAAUCGGCGCACGUGUUAUCAACGGUGAAAAACGUAUAGAAAUGGAAGGGAAAAUGGUUUGACAUUUUUUUUGUAUCUAAUUUUUUCAAAAUAUCUUCGAGUUUCAGUACGAGGUUCGAUUAGCAGUUGAAUACAUGUCUUUCAGUGCUCACGCUGAUGCAAAAGGAAUUAUGCAGGUGUAAUAUAGGAACAUCAAAUUUUUAUUAGAUCCUAAUCAAGAAAAUAUUUACAGUUGAUUCGCCACUGUCAACCGCAGCACGUCAUGUUUGUUCAUGGAGAAGCGGAAAAAAUGGAGUUUCUGAGAGGAAAAGUGGAAAAGGUGCAUAGUUGGCAAAAUUAGGACUCUACGCGUACUUUUAGGAGUUUGGCGUUCCUGUGCAUAUGCCGGCUAACGGCGAAACGAUCAUGAUUGAACCGUCGCCAAAAGCUUUCAUCGAAGUCUCCAACCAAGUUCCAGAAAUGAAUGUUUUCCUUAAAUUAUCAUUUGGCUUUCAGCUCAUCGAACGGAGCAUUGCUUUGGAUCCAACCUCUUCCAAAAAAUCGUGCCCUUUUACUGCCUGCGUUGUUUUGGAUAAGCAAGUUUUCCUCAAAUUUACGAUCAUAUCCGUUUUUUCCACUUCAGACAAAUGCGCUAGAAGUGGUGUCUUGUGAAGCGGCGGCUGAAGAUCUCAACGUUAAAAUUCAUACAAUUACUCUGUCUCAGGUUCUUUUUUUCUAACAGAACAUGUUUCUCUGUUUUGACGCUGGUUUCGGAUUUCUCUCGCUUUUCUCAUGUUCUCGAGAAAAAAAAUUGAGAAUUUCCAAGAUGCGAGGUCGAGCCAACAAAAAACUGCGCGAGGACAGAGCCAAAUGUUUCGUCAAUAUAGCGAUCUCGCCUUUCUCUUUGCAUUUAUUUCUUAGUAUUGCUCUGAAACUUUGCUCUGUUGGGAGAAUUUCGUGCAGCUCUUGCAUGCAUUUUCGAAACUUUUUAUUCACGAUUUUUCGUAUUUUUUUCGAACUAUUUUUUUCGGAGAGUGGUUUUUUUCUAGUGGAAUAUAUUUUAUAGAAAUCGAAAAAAAGUAGAGAGAAGAACCUCCAGCAAAUUUUAUGGAUUAUGCAGCGAGCGAUAUCGCUCGACUCUCCCUGCGAAUACGCAAACUUCUUACGCUAUAUCUCUUUUUAUUCAUUUUUCUUGAAGGUCAAAAAUAAAGCAAAAGAUUGUUUUUAAAACUUCAAUUUUAUGAUAAAGUGCAAUACGGUGGUGAGAUGUUGGCGAGUUCGCAACAAGAAAGUUUGGCUUCAUCUCCUGGGGCUCACUUAUGCUCCCUAUUGCUCGUUCCGUGUAGCAGAAAUAUCAUAUUUGAGCGUUUUUUUGAAAUUCCUCUCGAAAGAAAGUUAAAAUCAUAAGCUUCUCUUGCGCCUAUUUAGUUAGAGACUCAAUCUUUAAUGAAGUCAAAAAAUCUUUUUUUUUGAUAAUAAGUUUCUAGAUUCUCAAAGGGACGCAUAUCGACUGGAACGUGCUGUCUGAAGCGAUGCAGGUGUACGAUCCAGAGCUCCAGGUGAAAAAGGUGAACGGCGCUUUAUUCAAGUUUCUGAAAAAGUUUCUUUCAGGACGGGAUCGAAAUGUUUCACGGGGAAGUUUGUCUCUUACGAGUUAAAGGCCAAGAAUCACAGGUUUUUUUAAUGUGAUUUUGUCUUCGAAGUUUUUUUUUUUUUUGCAGGUGGAAAUGAUUUGGGACGAAUGUCGUGAGCAAUGGCAGCCUAUUAUUUGUGCCAUAGUCCAUGAUAUAAUUCGAAAAAACUAG